CUCCAUCUAUUCCUUGCUCCACCUGAUUUUCCACAAGGUUCUUCUGUUCUUCUCUUCUUCAUACAUCCAAUUCCUCUUUAGAACUCGUCUUUGCUUCUUCUCUAGAACUUUCUUCACCCCAAUCCGCCAAAAUGCCCGAGAUCAACACCCUCCUGUUCGAUUGCGACAACACCCUCGUCCUCUCUGAGGAGCUUGCCUUCGAGGCUUGCGCGGGUCUCAUUAACGAGAUCUGCGAGGCUCGUCAGGUCGAGAUGCGCUUCACUGGCGAGACCCUCAUCAAGGAGUUCGUCGGUCAGAACUUCCGCGGCAUGCUCACCACCCUCCAGAAGAACUACAACAUCGAGAUCUCACCCGAGGACAUGGAGACCUAUGUUCGAAAAGAGGAGGACGCCGUCAUUGCCAAGCUCAAGGAAUCUCUCCGACCUUGCGUUGGUGUUGAUGAGCAGCUCGAGAAGCUUGCCGCUUCUGGCAAGUACACUAUGUCCGUGGUUUCUUCUUCUGCCCUCCGCCGUGUCCGUGCCUCCAUCGAGAAGGUCGGUCAGGACAAGUACUUCCAGGGCGAUGUUGUCUUCUCUGCCGCCACAAGUCUCGAGAAGCCCACCAGCAAGCCUGAUCCCGCUAUCUACCUCCACGCUCUAGAGAAACUUGGCAAGAAGGCCGAGGAGGCUGUCGCUAUUGAGGACAGCAAGAGCGGCACCCUUAGCGGUACUCGUGCCGGUAUCAAGGUCAUUGGUUAUGUUGGCCCUUAUGCUGAGGACAAGCAGCCCGAGAUGGAGAAUACUUUGCGGGAUGCUGGUGCCGUUGUCAUCAUGCGACACUGGUCCGAGUUCCCUGCUGCUCUGCAGAAGAUUGAGGCUGGUGAGGUCUAAAGAAACGAGCUUUGUUAUUGAAAUUGCUUUGAGGAAUACCCAAAAUACAUAUCGGUCAAAUAGCGAAAGAGAUGGAGCAAAUCACCUAGAUCAAUUGAACUAAUAAACUUUACGAA
This is a messenger RNA of Fusarium oxysporum Fo47, 985 nucleotides long. Its product is annotated as HAD-like domain-containing protein. The record is from RefSeq and is a predicted model, not a curated record. Bases 132 to 869 code for a protein of 245 amino acids. The transcript has 2 exons. NCBI's taxonomy places the organism in Eukaryota, Fungi, Ascomycota, Sordariomycetes, Hypocreales, Nectriaceae.